This is a messenger RNA of Tripterygium wilfordii, 2272 nucleotides long. Its product is annotated as serine/threonine-protein kinase tricornered-like. The coding region runs from base 248 to 1762 and encodes 504 amino acids. Gene Ontology annotation, molecular function: protein serine/threonine kinase activity; ATP binding. The record is from RefSeq and is a predicted model, not a curated record. NCBI's taxonomy places the organism in Eukaryota, Viridiplantae, Streptophyta, Magnoliopsida, Celastrales, Celastraceae. The transcript has 12 exons. Gene Ontology annotation, biological process: peptidyl-serine phosphorylation; intracellular signal transduction.
UAAAACCGUACUCUCGUGAGAUCCCAAACCCACCAGCAACCAAUUUUUUGCCUGCCACCCCAGAAAUAAGAGGUGGAUUCUGCGAUUUGGGGUAGGCGCUGGCCAGAGGGGUGGUGUUGCCAUAAAUGAGAACUCAAAGAUUGAGGGAAUUUUAACAAACACUUGGCAGAGAGUGAAGUUUUGAGCAGAUAAGCUCUUAUACAUAGACGUAUAGGUUCAAAUUCGGAGGUGAAAUCGUGUGUAAAGGAUGAUGGGGAUAGAGGAAGAGGAGGAGGAGGUGUUGGGUUCGAGCUUGACUAUGGAGAAAGUUGCAGCAGCGAAGAAGAUCAUAGAGAAUCACUACAGAGCUCAGACGAAGAACAUUCAAGAGCGCAAAGAGAGACGAUGGGUAUUGGAGAGAAAAUUAGCUUCUUCAGAUGUGCCAAAGGAGGAGCAGAUCAACCUGAUCAAAGACUUAGAACACAAUGAGACCCAGUUUAUGCGACUGAAGAGGAACAAAAUAUGUGUCGAUGAUUUUGAGCUGUUGACCAUUAUUGGGAGGGGAGCCUUUGGAGAGGUUCGAUUAUGUCGAGAGAAGAAAUCUGGCACUAUUUAUGCCAUGAAGAAGUUGAAGAAAUCUGAAAUGGUUAUGAGAGGACAGGUAGAACAUGUUAGAGCUGAAAGAAACUUGCUAGCAGAAGUAGCAAGUCACUACAUUGUGAAACUCUACUACUCAUUUCAAGAUGCUGAGUAUUUGUAUUUGAUUAUGGAAUAUUUACCUGGUGGGGAUAUGAUGACUCUUCUGAUGAGGGAGGAUACCUUAACUGAAAAUGUUGCUAAAUUUUACAUUGCCCAGAGCGUCCUUGCCAUUGAGUCUAUUCACAAACAUAACUACAUUCACAGGGACAUUAAACCUGACAACCUUUUGCUGGACAAACAUGGUCAUAUGAAGUUAUCAGAUUUUGGACUUUGUAAGCCUCUUGAUUGUACUACUUUAUCUACUAUCCAUGAAAAUAAAACCAUUGGCGAUGAAAAUAAGAUGGAACCAAUGGAUAUUGAUGGAUGCUUCCCUGAUGCGGAUAACAACAAAAGAUGGAGAAGCCCUGCUGAGCAACUGCAGCAUUGGCAGAUGAAUAGGAGGACAUUGGCAUUCUCAACUGUUGGAACACCUGACUAUAUUGCUCCUGAAGUGUUGCUGAAGAAAGGAUAUGGCAUGGAAUGUGACUGGUGGUCACUAGGAGCGAUUAUGUAUGAAAUGCUAGUUGGAUACCCACCAUUUUACUCUGAUGAACCUAUAACCACCUGCAGAAAGAUUGUUCAUUGGAGAAAUCAAUUAAAAUUUCCAGAGGAUGCAAGGUUGUCACCAGAGGCUAAAGACCUGAUUUGUCGGUUGCUGUGUGAUGUUGAGCAUAGACUUGGUACCGGAGGGGCACAUCAAAUUAAAGCUCAUCCUUGGUUCAGAGGCGUUGAAUGGCAUAAACUCUAUGAGAUGGAGGCGGCAUUUAAACCAGAAGUGAACGGGGAGCUGGACACCCAGAACUUUAUGAAAUUUGAUGAAUUGGAUUCUCCAACACCAGCAAGAGCGGGCUCAGGAACUUCGAGGAAGAUGCUAUUAACUUCUAAAGAUUUAAGUUUUGUUGGCUAUACAUACAAGAACUUCGAUGCCCUCAAAGGAUUGCGCCGGUCUUUGGGUGAUUCAGGUUCAGGUCAUCCUCCCAGACAAACAGCAGAGGAAACAGAGGUGCAGAUGCUUGCAUCAUCUGGGGAUCCCAUGCUACCCUAACACAACAAAAUGGCUGAACUGCAGGUGAAACUCUGCAAAUGCCCGCUUAAUAUGGAAUUGGGUGUUCCUCAGAAAAUCUACUUGUAGUUUAUGGAGCACCAUAUAACUGUGGACUUGUGUACAGUAGUAAUUGAGUUAAAGCCCGGUUGCGCGUGACUGUUGGGAUAAGUUAGACUUGCAGAUGCUAAGCCAGAGACUCUUUGAAAAAAAUAUGGCCUGGCUGCCCAGGUUGGCUUUGGUAUUUAAUCAUGCCUUCUCUAGUGGCAGUUUCUGGUCAAGUUUGGAUUCAUCAAACUACCAAGAAACCCCAAGUAGCCAGCCAUCUAUUGCUGCCCAUCAUGCAUUUGUCAAUACUGAAAUUUAGCUGUGAUUUUGAAGAACAAUAUUUUAUUGAAAGGUAUUGUUUCCCAAGUUUGAUUCUUAAUGCAUUACCUUGUGGGUCACCGAACCCAGGCCAAUGUAAGUUAAGAGAGUACAUUGCCCUAGAAAGGAAUCGUUUGUUUGCUUGCA